This is a messenger RNA of Arachis ipaensis, 987 nucleotides long. RefSeq lists its product as uncharacterized. The record is from RefSeq and is a predicted model, not a curated record. NCBI's taxonomy places the organism in Eukaryota, Viridiplantae, Streptophyta, Magnoliopsida, Fabales, Fabaceae.
AUGCCCUUAUAUGCAAAGCUCAUGAAGGAGUUAAUUUCCAAGAAAAGAAAUUGGAGGGAGAAUGAAACCGUGGUGCUUACCAAGGAGUGUAGUGCCAUUAUUCAAAAGAACCUGCCUGAGAAAUUGAAGGAUUCAGGAAGCUUUGUGAUAGCUUGCACCAUUGGAGAUGUGACUGUUGAAAGGGCUUUGUGUGAUCUUGGAGCUCGUAUUAAUCUCAUGCCAUUAUCCUUAAUGUGCAAGCUCCAAAUUGAAGAGGUAAAACCUACCCAAAUCUCUUUACAACUUGAUGACCGUUCUUUGAAACUUCCUUUAGGUGUUGUUGAGAAUUUACUGGUAAAGGUGAAGACAUUCAUAUUCCCUGCAGAUUUUCUCAUCUUGGAUAUGGAAGAGGAUGUCAAUGCCUCUAUUAUAUUGGGGAGACCUUUUCUUGCUACAGGGAGAGCAUUAAUUGAUGUUCAAAAAGGUGAAUUAAUAUUAAGGGUGAAUGAUGAACACAUUGUGCUCAAUGUAUUUAAAGCUCUACAGCAUCCUAAUGAUUACACAUAUUGCAUGAAAAUUGACAUCAUUAAUCCAUUGGUGCAAGAGACAUUAGAAGAAGAAGAACUUAAUGAAUCACUUAAGUCCUCUGUCAAAGUUGAAGUUGGUGAGAUUGAAGAAAGAGCACCACCCAAGGAAGUAUCAUACAUUCCUUCAACGGAUGAGGGACCACUAAAGCUUGAAUUAAAGCCUCUGCCUCCUUCUCUAAAAUAUGCUUUCCUUGGAGAGUCAGAGGCAUAUCCUGUGAUCAUUAAUUCUUCAUUGAACACUUGUGAAGAGGCGUUAAUCAAGGUGCUAAAGGAACACAAGACAGCAAUUGGAUGGACUAUUGGUGACCUUAAGGGAAUAAGUCCUACUAUGUAUAUACACAAAAUUCUACUUGAAGAAGAUGUUAAACCAAUAGUACAAGCACAAAGAAGCCUUAAUCCUACAAUGAAGGAAGUGGUCUAG